UCUUUCUCUCUCUUUCUGCGAGGCCUAAGCAGCCUGCUCGCCUUCCUGCCUCCUUGCCAAGCGGGGAACCCUUUCGCGGUGACACCAAGGCCGGAAGAGAAAGUGAAGGGAAGGGAGGGAGGGAGGAAGAGAGGGAAGGAGGCAAACGGCGACCGGCAUCGUCGUUGCGGCCUGCGGAGGCCAUGAACGGCUCGGCGAACCCGCUGCUGGACAAGGAGGAGCACCCGCUGCAGCUGGGAGAGAGCUUCGAGCGGCACCCCAAGGCCUCCUUCCACACCAUCCGCUAUGACUUUAAACCAGCAUCAAUAGACACAUCUUCUGAGGGGGAGCUGCAAGUUGGUAAAGGAGAUGAAGUCACAAUUACAUUGCCACAUAUCCCAGGUUCCACUCCUCCAAUGACUCUGUUCAAGGGAAAUAAAAGGCCAUACCAAAAGGACUGUGUACUUAUUAUCAAUCAUGAUACUGGGGAAUAUGUGCUUGAAAAACUAAGCAGCAGCAUUCAAGUCAAGAAGACAAGAGCUGAAGGCAGUAGUAAAAUCCAAGCUCGAAUAGAGCAACAAUCUGCCCGAGCUUCACAACCUUCCACCCAGUUCAGAGCUCCUACAAAGCCAGCAGCUGGUCCCAAAACCUCUCCAUUGAAAGACAAUCCUUCACCGGAACCUCAGCUGGAUGAUAUUAAGAGAGAGUUAAGAGCUGAGGUUGACAUUAUUGAGCAGAUGAGCAGCAGUAGCGGCAGCAGCUCCUCGGAUUCAGAGAGUUCCUCGGGGAGUGAGGAUGAAAGUUCCAGCAGCGGCAAGGAUGAAGCAGCACACCCUUCCCCUUCUCAGCAGUUCCACAACAGGAAUGCAGUUGCUAACGGUACAGGUACCGGCAGGCCGCAAGGAAGCAAUCAUCUCAUGAAUACUCUUAGAAAUGACUUGCAGUUGAGUGAAUCUGGGAGUGACAGCGAUGAUUAGAAUGAGGUUUCUCCUGUGGUUUCCUGUUGCAAAUAUGCAGUAAGAAUGACAUCAAGUGAAAGCUGGUUUGAGACACAGCUGAGCAAACAUGCGAUUUUGGAAGGUGCAAAGGCAGCGAAUGUUCCUGAAGCAAGGCUUAUAUUGUGUUAAUUUUAUGUGCACAUUGUGUAUGUUGUGUAUAUUCUUCUGAAGUUUUUAAACGGAUGUGAAUAUACUAAUAUAGUAAUCUGUGUUCAUUCUGCGCUGACACUCUAUAAAGCUUAAAUAAUAAUAAGUGUGAUGUAAUCCAGUAGAACUCUUGCUUUUAGGAAUAGUUUGGUGCCCUGGCAGUUUUAAAGCAAAAGUUGUCUAUAGUCCAAAUAUAUGCCAGGUUAACCAUUUUGAAAAUCAAAUAGGAAAUGUAGUGCAGAUUUGAAAGGAAGACAUCACAUUGAGAUAUACCAUUAUAUUGGGUUUGCUGAGCUUAAGGCAGAAUUAUGAAUGCCUUGAUGUAAAAACUGUCUGCAGGCAAGGAACCUUUAGUAAACUGGAAGAGCACCACUUCUUCUUUUUGCCUUCUGGAUUCUUGGUAUGCCCCUAAAUGGCUGACAGACCUACAUGUGGAUGGGUAGGCACACUGUUUAAUCUUCUCAUAGAGUAAUAUGAAUUCAUGAAUUUAUUUAGAGGACUAAGUUAAGGCUUUUCUGUUCCUAAAAGCUGAUACAAUAAUUAUUUUUGGUAAUAAUAAUAUUAAAACUUUAUUUAUAUUCCACCCUAUCUCCUCAAGAGGACUCAGGGCGGAUGACAACAAACAAAAAACACAAACAUUCAAUGCCUCAGUACAACAACAAAUGCCAACAUAAUAGCCCAAAGUAAUCCAACAUAUAAAAACAACUUAUAACAUGAUAUCUAUAGAGUAAAUAAAACUUAACCUAUCAAAAAAUUAUAUCUAACAUAAAACCUGAACAUAAAAUAUCAGAAUUAAGGAACACACUGGGAGGAAAUGUUUUCAUACUUUUCUUCUCGUGCUUAAUUAAGUUUUUCUUUCUUUCCUGUAAUGUGUUAUACCAUACAACUUCAUGUAUUUGUUGAUCUUGUGCAGUUUCACCAACUGUUCAAGCAUUUCUUGAUUGUUCGCAGUCAAUUCGAUAUUCGGUCCUGAAGCGGGCGGAUACUAUCUCGGUCAUGUCCUGACUGGGCUUGAUGUUUUUAAUGUGUUUCAGUAAAAGGCAGAGUAUAAACAAACCGAUAAUUGUAACAAGUAGCACUGUACCAAUAGCAUACAACUUCUCUAGGCACCUUUUGGAAAUGUCUAAGAGAAAAAUACUAUGCUGUAUUUCACAGUCUGAGCCAUAAAGAGCAUUAGAUGGCUUUCUCAUCAACAAUUGCUCUGCUUCCUGUGCCAAUAAAUGAAAGCCAACUGUUGCCCAGGCUGGUAUUUGGCAACUGAGAAUAUUCUGCAGGAUGACUGAAGACGAGAUUAUGAUUCCCACUGCCACAGCCAUUACAGCCACCAUACUUAGCUUCCCGGCUGAAGGUGGAAAUGGCAUGUGAGGGGAGGGAGUAUUGUUUAAAAAACAACAGUUUAACUAAGAAGCAUUAACAUUCCCUUUAUGACUUUUGUACAAUAAAUUCUAAAUAUCCCACAACUCCAUUCUCAUAUAAAGGAUGCUCAUUGGUCUGCAGCCUAUAUGCAUGGUGUUGUCUCACAUGCGUCAGGACUUCAUAUUGGCCCAAUCCCAUGUUUUGUGCUUUAAGUUGCUUCGGACUUAGAUUCGCCAUAUCAUGAGGUUUUCUUGGCAAAAUUCAUUGAGAGGGGGUUUGCCCUUGCUUUCUUCUGAAGUUGAGUGUUUCCUUACCUAAGGUCACCCAGUGGAUUUUCAUGGCUGAACUGAAAUUCAAACCCUGGACUCCGAAGUCAUAGUCCAGUGCUCAGACCACUAUACCACACUGGCUUCCAUCUGAGCACAUAAUGAAACGUACUAAUAUAUUUGGAAGGCCCAGAAAUGUGAUACCUUUGUGAUAGUUUUCUUGGAAAUAUGUUUUGUUUUCCCAACAUAAGUAUGGCAAGGAAAUGUUGAAGCUCAUAAUUUCUCAAAUUGAAAAAUAUUUCCCUAUAUGGAGUCCCAGAACAAACACUACCCAGAAUAGAGCUUACUUUGCUUCCACCUAGUAAUCCGUUUUAUCUGCCAAGCUAUGUUGAUCUGUAGUGGGCACAACUUUUCAUGGAUUAUUUGUUAUAAUCUGCAUCAUGUAUGCAAUGUGCAGCAAGAUUACCUUGACCACAGUACAAUAAUUCAAAUAAAAUGCAGAAAUUGAAUGUAGAAAUAAUCAAUGAGCCAAAACUCAUUUAACAAUGGAGAGAUGUAAAAUUCCAAUAAAAUGAAAAAUCAGCAUUUAACUGGUAUCUAAAACUAUGGGCUUGUUGACUGAUGGGAAUUUCUGCUGCUUCAGAGGUCAAGAAUUUUGUCUCCCAUCUGAUUUUUCAAAAAUGCUUCCUCUCAAUCCAAGUGUCUAAUAACUAUGAGAGUUUAUUAUAUUUUAUAGAGCAGGGAGGAAGGAUUGUCUUCCGUAUCUUUACAUCUACACAGUAUAUGUACUUUAAAGACCUUUUGAGUUAAGUGUAGUCUAGUUAUUAAAAUGUUAACAAGCAGGAAUGUGUAUAUUUUGUGUUCUUAAAUGAAGAAAUAUGAGAAACUCUUACGCAUUAUAAAAUACAAACUAUUUUUCUAGAUUAAUCUGAUUUAUAUUGUUACAUUUGUGUACAAUUUUAUGUGUUGAUAGACAAAUGUGUAAAAUAAUGUUUUUUGAGACUGAAAUGGGAUGGACUGAUCAGGGAACUUGUGAAGAAAUAUGAAGAAAAUGUAUAGAUUUCUUGGGAAUCCCAUGGAACCUCAGCUGUAGACUGUCAUUUAUCUCUCAUUCCAUAUUUAAGGAUGAGAGGUUUUUAGGCGUGUUCAAUCUGAGGUCUUUGCUUUAAUGAUCUCUUGCUUUACUUUGCUUUAUUAGAGCAAGAGAUCAUUAACUUUGCUUUAAUUAUCUCUUGCUCUAGCAGGCAAAAGAAAACAGAUAAAAUUCUACUUCUAAUUAAAUAAAGGUGCCUUAGUUGUAUAUGAAUUUAAGCAGAGAUCCAUGUUUUCAUUUGAAGUUCUGCCAUUUUGCACAAUUGUUGUACCAAAGUUAUAAUCCCAUCUUCAAAAUACCUGUGGAAAAGACCAGUAGCAUACUUUGGUGGCACAAACUAUAACUGACUGUUACACAGAUGAAGCAGCAAUAUGGCUGUGGCACUUGAGGAAAUGUCUCUCAUGCAUGCUUUUGUGCCACUCUUGAAAAGUAAUAGGUGGGCCUUGUAUGGAUGUUGUCAUGAUAAUCGGUAGGCUGAAGGAGAAACUCUCAUUACUCACUGCUAGCAUGGAACUGGGAGGGACAGAAUCAGAGGCCUAGAAUUUGGAAAUACUGCUUAUUUUGGAUCCUAGGCCACAAAAUCCUUGACUUGAGGAUUCUGGAGGUUGUGACAAAAAAAAAACUGUGUUAAAACCAGGUAAGCUUUAAGAAUCAAGUGAGGUAGAGCUUAGCCAACUGUGCUUCUCUUAACUCGUGCAGAAACUGCUGUAGCUAAAAUUAGUGUAAUACAUUCAUGUGAGUGCUUUGCUAUUUGAAUUUUAGGAUGCUUGGCUCCAAAAUGUUCCACACCAUAGUGAAUUAAACUAUCCAUACCAAAUAUUCUCCACAUGCUUGGCUUUCUAACUUCCUAACAUAAUUGGGAAAAAAAUCAGUAUUUUUUCCCCUAAACGUUGCAUUCUUCUGAAACUUCGUAAGCAUAUAGAUAGGGUAGUUCACAAAUUCAGAAUGUAGAGCUCAUCAGAAUGUUGUUUUUAAGCAGGUUUCCAAGCCUUAUAGCUAUAAAAGUUAAGCAUUAUUUUAAUAAGCAUUCUGCAAAGAUGCAGCACACGUUUUCAGUAGUGAAAGGACAAGGCUUUCGUAUCUGAUAGUGUUUAUUGUUCUCCAUGGCUACUUGCAGAGGGCAAGUACAGUAUAGUAAUAUAAUGAAUCACCAAUAUCUUCUACACAUUAACUUUACCAGAGUGUAAUUCUGACUUAGCCUAUGUGGAUUGUACUGCAAAUAGUUUACAUUUUGAUGUUCUGUGUAUCAACAUGAAGAAAAUAUUUGCUCCAAAAGCUAAAUAAAGAUUGAAGUUGUAUUAAAUUUGUAUGGAAUAUGCCUGUGCAAUGGAACUUUUGUAUCAGUUCGCUAUCUUCUUAAAAGAUCAUGCUUUGCGUAAGUCUCAUACCAAUUGAUUUAAAAGGCUGUGGUACCAGAUUGGCCAUGUACAGAGCAGAAUUGAAGCAACCGAGACCUAUUUCAAGCAUUAAAGAGGUCAAAGUAGAACUAAAGCUUAUUUCAGAUAUACUAUUUUUGUGUAAUAUACUAUUUUGAGAUCGUAAAUAUAUUUGCCUCGUUAGUCUAAUAAUAUAUGUUUACAUUUAUGUAAAUUGUAUAUACACCUAAUUGUACAUUUUGUAGUAAUUUUUCUUUUAAAGAUUUUAUUUAAAUAAAAAAUGAACUUCAGCAAUCUAAA
Anolis sagrei ordinatus is the source of this 5515-nucleotide messenger RNA. It is a transcript of the gene EAF1, whose product is annotated as ELL associated factor 1. Gene Ontology annotation, biological process: transcription elongation by RNA polymerase II; regulation of DNA-templated transcription. The record is from RefSeq and is a predicted model, not a curated record. Gene Ontology annotation, molecular function: transcription elongation factor activity. NCBI's taxonomy places the organism in Eukaryota, Metazoa, Chordata, Lepidosauria, Squamata, Anolidae. Gene Ontology annotation, cellular component: super elongation complex.